Molecule: messenger RNA, 1662 nt
Organism: Helianthus annuus (common sunflower)
Lineage: Eukaryota; Viridiplantae; Streptophyta; Magnoliopsida; Asterales; Asteraceae
Product: F-box/FBD/LRR-repeat protein At1g13570
Exons: 4
Coding region: 125-1426 (433 amino acids)
Molecular function (GO): protein binding
Source: RefSeq, a predicted model, not a curated record
CUACAAAAGAUUUGCUAUUUAUUCUCUCUUUCCCCCCUUUGAUUUUCGGAGCCCUAAAUUCCCUUUCUUUAACCUUCCAAUCCCUAGCUAAUGAACUACUUGAUCGUUUCAGAGUUUCCAAUUCAUGGAUAAUCAUCAUAGGAGGAGGAGAUCCGUAACUGACGAUGACGACAUGAUCACUAACCUUCCAGAGGAUUUGAUAAACCCGAUUUUAGAGCGGCUCCCAGUCAAAGAUGCUGUAAGAACAAGCGUUCUUUCAAAAAGGUGGAGGUAUAGAUGGACCACUAUGAGGACACUGGAUUUCCAUUUCGGAUUCUCUGGACAGUUUUUAAAUAUUGGAGCUUAUCAGCAUAAUGGGUUUACAAGGGUUAUAAGCCAGAUUAUGAUCCAUCACCAGGGUCCCAUUUCGACCUUUCUUCUCCAUAUACCAAAAGAGAUAGUUCUUCAUAGCUUCCAAGAAGUUGAUCUAUGGAUGUUAAUCCUGUCAAGAAACAAUCUCAGGGUGCUCCUCUUUCGGAAUUCAAAUCGGAUUUAUCAGAUUCCACCCUCCGUAUUCUCUUGUCUAGAAUUGAGAGUAUUGGGAUUACGUGGCUGUAUUUUCAAUCCACCACUUGAGUUUAAGGGAUUUCCCAAUCUUCAAGAUAUUAAUCUCCAGAAAGUUAUUUUCGGCGGUAAUUUAGGUGGAACUGUAAUCAACUUGCCACAACUUAAGAAUUUGAGCCUGCAUACAUGUCUCAAUCUCAACAAUUUCAACAUCAUGGCUGUAAAAUUGCAGCAUUUGCUGGUAUUUGGUUGCCCUGAUGCCAUGUUGCUCCGGUUAUUGCAUAGUAAACACCUUUCUGCGGUUCAUAUAUGUUUGGGGAAAUCUAUGCAAGGUCUACAAGUUGAAAGAUAUAGUUUGGCGAGGAUGUUAAGCAACUUGCCCAAGCUUGUUACGUUUAACAUUGAUGGUUAUUUUCUUAAGUUUUUGGCAGCACAAAAGUUUCCAAGCUUGCUUCCACAUGCCAUAAUACACUUACAGCUAUUGAAGUUCCAAAGGUUUAGUUUUGGUGAUUUGGAUCAAGUUCAAGGUGCUCUGUGUAUCCUUCGGAACUCACCUAAUUUGAAAGGACUUGGUGUGACACAUGUGCAGAUGGGACCUGAGGCUGAUUUGGAAUUAACAUCUAAUUAUAUAGAAUCCCUUGACUCUCUGGAUCAGACAUUGUUCAUGUUGAAAACUGUAGAAAUGAUAUCUCUAGAAGGUUCAAGACCAGAGCUUCUCUUUGUAAAGCUUCUACUUGAUCAUUCUCCACAUCUUGAAAGUAUGAUUAUCCGACCAAGUGCAACGGUUGAUGCUGAGAAAAGGCUCAACAUUGCAAAGGAUGUUAUGUUGUUCCCACGGGCCUCAUCAAAAGCAAAGAUGGUCUACUUGGAUCCGGAGCCAUAAUUCUAUAAGAAUGUUUAACUGCACUGAAAUCCGGUGGUUAUCUUGUAGUGUAUGUCUUGUCUUUAUUUUACCUUUUUGGUAUGCAGUUAAUAAUAGGACAAUGUAUGUAAAGAGUGUGUAGCUCUAUAUAUCUAGUUAAGACGAUGAUAUUAGUGGACUUGGGAUUUUGCUGGAUCAACACAGGGGUACAGAGUGUUAACAGGUUCUGUUACGUGGUUAUUAUUGUUGUUGUUGUU